Schistocerca serialis cubense is the source of this 1481-nucleotide messenger RNA. RefSeq names its product probable RNA polymerase II nuclear localization protein SLC7A6OS (gene fs(2)ltoPP43). Gene Ontology annotation, biological process: developmental process. The record is from RefSeq and is a predicted model, not a curated record. NCBI's taxonomy places the organism in Eukaryota, Metazoa, Arthropoda, Insecta, Orthoptera, Acrididae. The transcript is spliced from 6 exons. The coding region runs from base 176 to 1078 and encodes 300 amino acids.
UGUUUUUGUUUUGCAUUGUGUGCGCCGUGCGGUGUGAGGGUGGGGAAUAAAGUUGAGUGAUUCGUGAAGGUGAUUUUCAUGACCAUGAUGUGCUGUAUUUCAGAAAGUCCUUCGUACGCGUGAUAAUUACCGUUCAGCCAUCGUAAACAUACUUUGAUUAUUUAAAACGCAUGAAAUGGCAGCCAUACUGCGUGUCAAACGCCGUUGCGACGAGGAUCCCCACGAAGCUCUAUUAUUAUCCUGCAAGAGACUGAAACAUGAUGAAACUCCAGAGAGUAACUCGCAUUCUUACACAGCGCUGCUUCAGUUUGCCGGCACGAUUAACACACAGGAAGAAAAUGUGGCACAGCAUAUACUCAAGAAAUCAAAGAAGUCCAUUCCCAGGACAUCAAAGAAGCAUGUCACCAACAUACUAGAGAAACUUCGUGCAGAAAGCAAGCAAAUAUCACAAGAAAACAGAUUUAAGGUUGUGAACUGCUUCAGAGCACUUAACACAGCUGACACAGACGAUGAGAAGUCACCGCCCACAGAAGCAGCUGGAUCUGGAGAAAAGGAAGGGAGUCAAAUGAUAACAGUGGUUGAUAUUGAAAAAAGUCCACCAGAGAGGAAUAAAGAUCAUACUACACCAUCAGAGAUAACAAACCCUUCUAGCGAAGAUAAAAACUACGUAUAUGAUUUGUAUUACACAGAAAAGAUUGAUUUUGAUGACAUGUUGUUGGACACUCAACUGAGUAUCCAUCCUAUGGAAUCAGAACUGGUAUAUGAUGUAGAUGAAGACGAUGAUAAAUCUCAGUUGGAGGAAGAGGACAGUGAUUCAAAUGAUGAAAAUAAUUGGCGCAAUGAUUAUCCAGAUUCUGAUAAUAGUAUCAAUGAAGAUGACAUGAUGCUGGCCAUGCAGAUGGAUGACAUGAAUAUAGAUAAUGAGCUUUCAAGUGAUGAUGGAGAGGAAGAUUAUAUUUAUAGUAAGGAAGCUGAUCCAAAGGAUAUCAGACUUUAUGGCUCCUCCUACGCACGUUACAAGAGGAGGAUGAUGGCUGAAUUAGAUGAUGCUGACUCAGAUGACUCUAAUAGCAGCUAGUAUAUUAAGUGAGACAAGUAGAAGCUUAACUAAAAACAGAGAAGAUAUGAAAAGUUUUGUGUUUCUGGACAUACAAUUAUGUAGAUAACAUUUUUCUAAAACCAUUUGAAAAUAAGUGAAAAGUGUAGCAUAUGUGGACUCUCACUGUGUUUCCAAAUUUUAUUACCCAUCAUUGUUCUGAAAGAAAUAGUUACCACAAUGUAUUCAGUGAUUUCUGUUGUUGAUCACCUACAAUUUUUUUCCCCCCAUUGAUACUUCACUGCAGCAUCAGUUUGGAUGUUUAAGUCUCAGCAUAGCUAUAUGAAAAAAUUCAUGGACCAGUUAUGAUGUUUUGUUAAAUUAGACAUAUUUAUGUGACUUCGUAUAUGUCAUGAAUACAAAACUUACUGAGCCUUGUACUACA